AUGUUACCCAUACUAAUCUGCUCAUUAUUAGUUAUAGAGGUCUUAAGUGAUCAAAUUUAUCCAGCCAUUGAGAAAUUAAAAGUCUAAUUAGAAAAUGAUGGAUGGAUAGAUUGUGAGAGUAAGGAAUUAAUUUAAGCAUCUACUUGCUCUGGAGAUGAUCUACUAUGGUUGGAAUGCUAUUUAGUACCUGAAAAUGGCUUAUGUUCCAGAUAGAAUAUUUUAACCAAUACUGGUGAAACUCUCACUUAUACCUUUACAUUUUACAAACCCACUUUUCAGAGUACUGAUAUAGUCAUCAACAAUCAAAAAAACACUGGGUCUGUUACUAUUUAAGAUGAUCUGGGAAGAGUAACCAUAUAAUAAUAAUCAACUUCUUCUUCAAUUAAAAUUAAUCAAAAAGGAGCCUAUUUUACAGGUCUAACAAUAAGUAAAGAUUGCAAUCCCAAUUGCAAGAGCUGUGUCGAUGGAUUUUGCAAUUAGUGCAACGAUAACGACUAUUUAUACAACUAUAAUUGUCAAUCCAAUGAUUGCGAUUUAAGUAUAAUUAAUAACAAUUUCAUCACAUCAUCAACAGGAGCCAUAUAAAAUGGAUAAUAUGUGGUCUCUUUGGUAUACAACUUUAAGAUUGCUUUUUGUUUGAUUCCAAAAGUUUAUCUAACAAAAGGUUUAAAAGACUCUACUAUUUUAAAGAUUUUGGAUCAGAAUUAAGUGUCAUAUAUCUCAACAUCAGGAACCCCUAAUUCUUUAUAGAUAACCCUAUCGCUAGACGAGGUUUAAAAUAACUGUCAGUAAUUCGAGACUACUUCGGCUUAUGUUUAUUAGUGUUAUAUUGGAGUGGCAUUGACCAGUUCUAAAAUAACUUAAUUCUUGGCCAUAAUUAUUGGGUAGAUCUCAGUAGAGAGAGCUACUUAGAAUGUAGAAUAAUUUACAUAAGCUGUUUCAAUUACUGGGGAUUCAAAUGGCACAGUUGGACCUGUGUUUGUUGUAAGUGAAACAGUCAAUCAAGAAAUUAAUGCUGAUAAAAAGAAAUUGACAGUGACCUAAUCCAUUUUAGAUCCUUAAUUUUCUAACUAUUAAAUCAUUUACAUGGAAGCAUACAUCAUUUAAAAUGGAAAGACCUAUACUCUAAAUUUGGACUAUUCGAUUCAAAAAGGAGCUUCAACAACUUUUGGAUUUAUUUGGGAUGAUUCAAAUUUCAAUCCAUCUUUAGAUUUUUAAUCCCAUAUCAACUCUCUUGCUGAACCAGCAUCUAGGCUACUCAGAAGAAGGUAACUUGAAGUUUCACUUAAAAGAGAAUAAUUAUAGGUAAUGUAUUAAGUUUAAAGUUAAAACAUCUUCUAAUCAACAAAAUUAAAUAAAAAGAAUAGUUGGUCAGAAUUUAUAGUAGUAGUAGCGGGGCUUAUAGGAAUGACUUUUAUUAUCUAUUUAAGCAAAGUGGUUUAUAAUCAUUAUAAGAAGAAGGAAGAAAAAAAUUAAACAUAAAUACCAAAAGAUGAAUAAAAAAUGGGUUGA
This is a messenger RNA of Paramecium tetraurelia, 1512 nucleotides long. RefSeq lists its product as uncharacterized. The transcript has a single exon. The record is from RefSeq and is a predicted model, not a curated record. Lineage: Eukaryota; Ciliophora; Oligohymenophorea; Peniculida; Parameciidae.